GUAUAGAGCUUCAGAAUUAUAAAUAAACCUGCAGUGGGAUUUCACAGCUAUCCAAAUUCCGAACCAAUUUCAAUUGUUUCCAAUAAUAUUACCCGGAACGUUACACAACGACAAGUCGUGUAAUAUAGUUCAAAUUUACGAUCGCUGUAGAUCGUGAACCGCCGCUUUGAUUCGGAUUCUAAGGCUUUUUUUUUUUUUUAUACGGAAUCGCUGACUGUGGGGGGAGCCGCAGCCAUUUCUUUCUACUUUCGAGAUUUUUGAGCGGAUUGAAGAGAAGAGGAUAUGGGAGGUUGUUUCUCUGAUGUUAAAGGAGGACAGGCGGCGGUAGGAGGAGGGCAACAGAGCGCCGGUAACUCGGUGACGGAGAGCAGUGGAGGUGGGCAGAACGACGCCGUUGAUUUCUACUUCCGAUCCCAUGGUCUUGAGGGUUUAUUCACCCAAGUUGAGCUUUCUCUGUCAGCAUCAAAAUUACUUGAUCGUGAUAUUACCUCAAAGAGCGAUCCAAUGGUGGUUGUGUACAUAAAAAAGAAUGGAGUACUCCAAGAGAUAGGUAGGACUGAAGUUAUUUUGAAUAACCUAAACCCACAGUGGAUACAGAAAGUAUCAGUUGCAUUCCAUUUUGAGACUGUGCAGCCAUUGAUAUUUCGUGUAUAUGACAUUGAUACCAAAUACUGCAAUGUUCCUGUGAAGACAAUUAAAUUGAAUGACCAAGAUUUUCUAGGAGAAGCUAGUUGUGUUCUUUCAGAGAUAAUAACCAAACAGAGUCGUAGUUUAACUCUGUGUCUGAAAGAUAGGGAUGGAGGUUCAAGAAACUUGGGUGGGUCUCUCACUGUUCGAGCAGAGGAAACAAUUGCUUCAAGAAGUAUCGUCGAAAUAGUACUCCGUUGCUCUCAUCUUGACAAUAAAGAUGUGUUUUCUAAAAGCGAUCCUUUCUUGAGAAUAUCUAGAGUUGUUGAAACUGGAGGCUCAAUUCCAAUCUGUAAAACGGAAGUGGUUAAAGAUAAUCUUAAUCCUGUUUGGAGAACUUUAUGCUUGAGCAUGCAGAAGUUUGGUGACAAGGAUAACCCAUUGGUCAUUGAGUGCUUUGAUUUCAAUAGCAAUGGCAGUCAUGAAUUAAUUGGUAAGCUCCAGAAAUCAAUGGGUGAUCUUGAAAAGCUUUACAGAGAAAAAAGUGGUGCAAAUUUUGUUAUUCCAUCUUCUCAUGGUGGCUAUGAGAAGGUUCUGAAAGGUCAGCUGUUUGUAGAUCACUUUGUUGAGAAAACACAAUUCAGCUUUAUUGAUUACAUUUCCAGUGGAUUUCAGCUUAAUUUUAUGGUCGCUGUUGAUUUUACAGCUUCUAACGGAAAUCCCUACAGUCCAGAGUCAUUGCAUUACAUUGACCGUAGUGGACGUUUGAAUAGUUACCAGCAGGCCAUAAUGGAAGUAGGGGAGGUAAUUCAAUUCUACGACACUGAUCGUCGGUUUCCAGCUUGGGGCUUUGGCGCAAGAACACGGGAUGGCAACAUUUCACAUUGUUUCAACUUGAGUACCAAUCCAACUGAACCUGAGGUGGAAGGAGUGGAAGGUAUAAUGAGAGCAUAUGCAAAUGCUCUUCGCAAUGUUUCAUUGGCUGGACCUACUUUAUUUGGUCAAGUGAUCAAUAAGGCUGCAGAAAUUGCUGCCCACUCUCUAUUUGCCAACAUAAAUAAGUAUUUUGUCCUGCUGAUUAUUACGGAUGGAGUCUUAACUGACCUUCAAGAAACAAUGGAAGCUUUGGUUAGGGCAUCUGAUCUUCCAUUGUCAAUUCUUAUAGUAGGAGUUGGAGGGGCAGAUUUUAAACAAAUGGAGGUUCUUGAUGCGGAUAACGGACACCGAUUGGAGAGUUGUACAGGUCGUGUGGCGACAAGGGACAUUGUACAAUUUGUUUCGAUGCGAGAAGUACAUAGAGGAGCGAUAUCUUUAGUUGGAGCACUUUUGGAGGAGUUGCCUGAACAGUUCUUGAGUUACAUGCGCAAUAGAGAUAUCAAACCCACCACUACUACUCCUUUGCAUUUAGCCCAACCCUAUGCUUCUUUUGCACCACAAGAUAUAUAAUCAUUUCUACUCAACAAGCUUAAAAAAGAGAAAAAAAAGAAGAAGCUUAUUCCAUUAUUCCUGUGGAAAAUGGAGCAAUAGUUUCAUCCCAAGUGUAAAUAAUCUCUUUCAUGUGCUAAAACAAUUAUUUCUAUCUUUUUUUCGCUACAAAGUGGUUAGAAUCAAUUACCCUAAAUUACUUAUCAAGAUCUCUAUACAAUAAGACUUGUACUUUGUAAAUAAGUCAUUCAAUAUAUAAGAUGUUUGCAAAAAUAGCAAAAAAUUUAAUGAUAA
This is a messenger RNA of Cucumis sativus (cucumber), 2346 nucleotides long. Its product is annotated as protein BONZAI 3. Gene Ontology annotation, cellular component: plasma membrane. The record is from RefSeq and is a predicted model, not a curated record. The transcript is spliced from 17 exons. Gene Ontology annotation, biological process: cellular response to calcium ion. NCBI's taxonomy places the organism in Eukaryota, Viridiplantae, Streptophyta, Magnoliopsida, Cucurbitales, Cucurbitaceae. The coding region runs from base 283 to 2073 and encodes 596 amino acids. Gene Ontology annotation, molecular function: calcium-dependent phospholipid binding.